This is a messenger RNA of Verticillium nonalfalfae, 747 nucleotides long. RefSeq lists its product as uncharacterized. Gene Ontology annotation, molecular function: protein binding. Bases 1 to 747 code for a protein of 248 amino acids. The transcript is spliced from 2 exons. Lineage: Eukaryota; Fungi; Ascomycota; Sordariomycetes; Glomerellales; Plectosphaerellaceae. The record is from RefSeq and is a predicted model, not a curated record. Gene Ontology annotation, cellular component: cytoplasm; nucleus.
AUGUUCAAGAUUCUUCUUCGUGGUAUAAGCGACAUAAACAUGAUCGACGGUAAUGGCGUUGGAAUUUUGCACCAUCAGCUGAUAUUGGAGCGUCCUGAGUGGCUGGCUUGUCUCCUCGAGAGGCCUGGUGUCAACCUCGACCUGAUGCCGCUGAAGGAUGGCGAAUUGGGUAUCCCCCCUCUAGCGUUCGCGGCAGGACAUGGUUACUCUACUUCUGCUGAGAUGUUGCUUGCUGCCGGCGCGACACCAGGAUAUGUCCCUGGUCAGGCCGAACUUCUCCCGCUUCAUUACGCUAUUCAGGCUGAGGGCGCGGGAGAUGCACGCAUGACGCGGAUUCUUCUUGAGUACGGCGCCCCGUUGAACACGCUUGAGAUACAUGCGGGCUGGGGUAGAAGGUCCGCUCUGUCGAGGGCUGUCUCAACCAAAAGUGAGAGCAUCGUGCGGAUGCUUCUUGACUAUGGCGCAGACCCAACAAUGGAAGAGGGUUGUGGCGACCGAGGACCACUCCAUCUCGCUGUCAAGAGGAAUUGCCCCGCCAUCGUCCGCAUGCUCAUGGAGCAUCCGCUGCCGCCGGAUCCCAACUACAUCCCCGAACACGGUGUCCAUGUGCUCAUUCAUGCGGUUCAACCCGGAAAGGGUGCUGAAAUGACGAAGCUCCUACUGGGUUACGGCGCAGAUACCCAAAUUUUCCAUCGUCCAGCUCAGGCGGAGAGCCCUCUACAUUAUGCUGCUGGUGAUGUCUUUUAA